AUGACAAAAGAAAAAACAAUUGUUGUUGAAGAAGAUGAAGAUGAUGAAAUAGAGUCAGUGAAAGGGCCAACAAGAAGUAGUCCAUUUCAUUUAUUAGGAGCAUUUUGUUUUAUAACGGCUAUUAUAGCAGCAGUAGUUUGUUGUUUAGUAUCGACAUUGAUAAAGGGGAUUUCAUCACAGACUAGAGGAUAUAUAUUUUUUGCAACAUUUGCAACCUUUAUAGUGUUGUUAUUCUUUUGUCUCUGCUGUACCUAUUAUUUGGGUGCAUCAAGAGAGGCAUGGGAGACACCACAACAUACAGACGUUCGUUGGAAUUUCACCAAUAUCGUGGCAAUGGCAGGUUUGUUUGUAGAGUUUGUUCAGAUUUGUUCAUUUUCAUUCAACGAGUCGUUUGGGCCUUACAUGGGUUCCUAUAUAUUUAGAUAUUUCAAUUACACAGCAACACCCUAUCCAAAGGGGCCAGGCUUUGAAAUCGCCUAUUGGGUUAUGUUUGUUGUGGCUUUCUCGCCCUAUAUCUUUGUAAUUGCAAUUCGUAUCCUCAUCUAUAUGUAUGGCAUUAAGAAGGGUGCAGACUCUGCCGCUGGUGUGGUCGAGCGUUAUCAAGAUAAUAUCUACUCUGUACUUUGGUUCCUUGUAAAUACUUUAUAUUUCCCAGUCAUCACAAUGAUGUUAACAGGUACAAGUUGUACCUUUUCAAAGAGUGAUAGUGAAGAAGACAUCAUAUCGUCACUUUCAAGUGCUGGUAGUUCUUUAAUUAAUUCAACCAUUGGUAGUAGUAGUUCUUAUUUACCAACAUUGGAUGCAAAUAAAGAUAUCGUAUGUCUUCAAGGCAAACAUGUAGCAUUUUUGGUUUGUACAAUGAUUGCAUUGAUCAUCUAUUAUCCUGCCGCCUCUUUUGCUCAAUCUCAAACUCAAAACAUCUCUGAUAUCAAAUUUAAACCAAAGGUUGUGUUUGUCAUGUUGCAAGGUAAAUUCCUUUUGGGUGCACUUUGUGUAAGUUUUGGUAAUAAACAAUACGUUGUCUAUCUCAUAACGGUGGUGGUAAUCAAUUUCUUCUUUUUGGUUCUAAACGUUUGGUUCCAACCUUGUCUAUUACCUUGGGUUAAUCGUCUACGUACUCUCUUCUUUAGUUUAUCCGCUUGGGCUUCUUUGGUUCUUGUCAUUAGUCAUAGAAUGUAUUAUCCCGCUAAAGAUGUUGAUAAUCGUGUACUACCUCUCAUUCUUUUAUUGGUUGGUUGGGGUAUAAUUAUAGCGUUUUUAGUCGUUUUCUUUGCUGGUUACUCUAAAUUCUUAAAUAGAACUAGAGAUUUAUUCAAUAAGAAAUUUAAAAAUCAACGUGGUACUAAUAUUCAAGCUAAUCAACAACAACAACAACAACAACAAGCUAAUCAACAACAACAACAACAUCACCACCACCAUCAACAACAACAACAACAACAACAACACCAACAACAACAACAACAACAACAUCAACAACAACAACAACAACAACCACAAAAUAAUUAUAAUAUAAAAGAUGAUUCCUCUGAUGAAUCAAUGGAGAUGGAAGAUAUGAGUGGUGCUAAUGUACGUAGUCAAUAA
Molecule: messenger RNA, 1581 nt
Organism: Dictyostelium discoideum AX4
Lineage: Eukaryota; Evosea; Eumycetozoa; Dictyosteliales; Dictyosteliaceae
Exons: 1
Coding region: 1-1581 (526 amino acids)
Source: RefSeq, a predicted model, not a curated record